Molecule: messenger RNA, 969 nt
Organism: Eublepharis macularius
Lineage: Eukaryota; Metazoa; Chordata; Lepidosauria; Squamata; Eublepharidae
Product: olfactory receptor 14I1-like
Exons: 1
Coding region: 1-969 (322 amino acids)
Biological process (GO): G protein-coupled receptor signaling pathway
Cellular component (GO): membrane
Molecular function (GO): olfactory receptor activity; G protein-coupled receptor activity; odorant binding
Source: RefSeq, a predicted model, not a curated record
AUGAACAGAGAAGACAAAAUGGCCAACCUGACUUCUAUAUCCCAGUUCCUGCUCCUGGAAUUCUCCGAGAUCCGAGAACUGCAGGUCUUACACUUCUUUGUGUUCCUAACAAUAUACUUGAUAGCCAUAACUGGGAAUCUUAUCAUGUUUGCUGUAAUAGCCUUUGAUCACCAUCUUCAUACCCCCAUGUAUUUUUUCCUAAUGAACUUGGCAGUAUUGGACCUUGCAUCUGUAUCUGUUAUAGUACCCAAAGCUCUAGCUAAUUCCCUCACAAACAGCAGAUCGAUUUCUUAUUCAGGAUGUGUUGCUCAAGUUUUCUUUUAUUUUGCCUUUCAGUCUUCAGAUUAUGCCAUUCUAACAAUAAUGGCAUAUGACCGUUACGUUGCUAUUUGCAAUCCACUACAAUAUGAGACACUUAUGCACAAAGGAGCCUGUAUUCACAUGGUCUUCGGUGCGUGGGUUAGUGGAGUCCUCAAUGCUAUAUUACAGACUGCAGGCACUUUCACAAUUACCUUCUGCUCUAACAUUGUCAAUCAGUUCUUUUGUGAAAUCCCACAGUUAUUAAAGCUUUCCUGCAAUGACUUGUACCUAAUUGAAGUUGGGUUUCUUUUAUUUGGUUGUAGCUUGGGGAUAGGUUGUUUUACCUUUAUUGUCAGAACUUAUAUACAGAUCUUUUCUACAGUUCUCCGAAUCCCUUCUGUGCAAGGUCAGAAAAAAGCCCUCUCCACUUGCAUUCCCCAUAUUACUGUGGUUUCUUUGCUUGUGUUCACUGGACUCUUUGUCUAUGCAAGACCUCCCACUGACAUUUCAUCUUAUCUAGCUAUAGCUUUUUCUGUGAUAUAUGCCAUAAUCCCUCCUUUGCUGAAUCCAUUCAUUUACACCAUGAGAAAUAAGGAAAUACAGACAGCUUUGUGGAAACUGUACAAUUUGGGAUAUUUUUCUAAACUAUCUUCAGUUAAGCUGUUCUAA